AUGGCUUGUUUUGACUGCAGUUCUUCGCACCGGACUAAAUGCCUAAAAAGAAGAAAAUUUUCUUUUCUAGAGAACUGGAAUUGA
Messenger RNA from Spirodela intermedia, 84 nucleotides. NCBI's taxonomy places the organism in Eukaryota, Viridiplantae, Streptophyta, Magnoliopsida, Alismatales, Araceae. The record is from the annotation of a GenBank genome assembly.